This is a messenger RNA of Anarrhichthys ocellatus (wolf-eel), 2272 nucleotides long. RefSeq names its product prostaglandin E2 receptor EP1 subtype-like. Gene Ontology annotation, cellular component: plasma membrane. The coding region runs from base 270 to 1418 and encodes 382 amino acids. Gene Ontology annotation, molecular function: prostaglandin E receptor activity. The transcript is spliced from 3 exons. NCBI's taxonomy places the organism in Eukaryota, Metazoa, Chordata, Actinopteri, Perciformes, Anarhichadidae. The record is from RefSeq and is a predicted model, not a curated record. Gene Ontology annotation, biological process: inflammatory response; adenylate cyclase-activating G protein-coupled receptor signaling pathway; positive regulation of cytosolic calcium ion concentration.
GCAAUGCAACGGGGAGGCUGCCUGUUCCGAGAGGAGAGUUUCUACAUAGUCUGCGAAUGGGGAAACAGUUCAGGUGAAGAAGAAGAAGUCGUCUUACUUUGGAGCAACACGAGAGCACAACCUGGAUUCAUUUGUUUUUAUGCAGCUGCAGUUAUGAGUAACAGUCCAGAUCAGAGUGAUCCUGUUCACCCCCAUGGAUUUAUUAUUUCAAAGUGUCAUCUCAACCAGAAGAACCACACCAGGCCCGGAGCCCGGCGGUGAUCCUGGCCAUGCAGCACAACAACUCCUCCGUUACCACCCCCCUUCCCUUCUUCAACGACACCCAUGCCACGAAGAAGGUGGAGGCCGUGGCAUGUAACGCCACCCGCCCACAGAAUCCCACAAUCCCACAUCCCACAUCUGCCGUCCUCACCAUGACUCUGGGCAUCCUGUUCAACGUGGUGGCCCUCAUCAUUCUCGCCAAGGCUUACAACCGCUUCCGGCGGCGCUCGAAGGCCACGUUCCUGCUCUUCGCCAGCUCCCUGGUGGCAACGGACCUGGCCGGACACGUCAUCCUCGGAGCCCUCGUGCUGAGGAGAUAUUCAGCGGGCACCGGGUCGGCGGCGAACCCCGUCUCCAGCUUUCAGAACGCCUCCGCCAAUCCGGAUUGGUCUUGUCUGUUGCUGGGAAGUUGCAUGGUGUUCUUCGGCCUGUGCCCGCUCUUCCUGGGCUGCGCCAUGGCUGCUGAGCGCUGGCUGGGCGUCACCAGGCCUUUGCUGCACGCCCGUCUGGUGACCAUGGCGCGGACAAAGGUGGCGCUGGCCCUGAUCUGGCUGCUGGCUUUGUGCAUGGCCCUCCUGCCCUUCUUCAGCCUGGGCGCCUACACUAACCAGUACCCGGGGACGUGGUGCUUCAUCAGGGUGAUGGAGAGCACCGGAGCGAAGGACCUGGCCUUCGUGACGCUCUUCUCCGGACUGGCUUUGAGCUCCCUGGCCUCGGCCUUCGUGUGCAACACCGUCAGUGGGAUCACGCUGGUGAGAGCCCGGCUAAAGAAAAGGUUGUGUUCACGACGGGGCUCAGGUGGCUCCCAGGACACUGAGAUGGUGGUCCAGCUGGUUGGCAUCAUGGUCACCUCCUGCAUCUGCUGGAGCCCUCUGCUGGUCUUUGGACUGAUCUCAGCCACAAAGUCCUACAGUGGCUUCCCUGCCGGUGACAGAGACACUUACAGUAGUCUGAUGGUGAUAGGUGUCAGGAUGGCGACCUGCAACCAGAUCCUGGACCCGUGGGUCUACAUCUUGCUGCGGCGCGCCGUCCUCAGGAAGAUCUACCGCAUCACCAAGAGAAAGGCCAGUUUCAAGGGGAGCACGUUCCGCUCCAUUCGCUGGGACGUCGGCUCCUUUCAGAGCUCAGAGAAAAACAACAGUGUUAGUAAGAUUUAAAUGGACCUAUAUGGAGGAAAGAGAGGAGACGGGUCUUCUCUCGUCAGCGGGAUCGCCACUGAGUCCAGCAGUCCAUCAUCUGGAUCCAAAUUCAGUGUUGAAAGAUUCUUACGAAAAGGGUUGUCUGGUGGGAAUGACAGCCACUCUGGUUUAGGUGAAGUAAAUGUGUUGGGAACAAAAACAAAUGGAACAACGUGUUCCAGAUUUGAAAUAUCACCGACCAGCUCUUGUGUUGUUGUAUGUACAGUGUGAGCCAGUGUUAUGCUACAAAUGAAUAAAGAAAAACAGCUCAUUAUGAACUGCUAAUAGUGUUUAUCAGAUUGCAACAUGGCCCAUACACAUGCUUGCACGGCAGCCUGUCCUCGACGAGAGCGGACGUAAAUGAAAAAGAUUCCGUCGGUUGAAGUGUGUUAACGUUUUUUUUUGUUGACGUGGAGACUGUAUCUAUCGUCUUAAAGCAAACAUCUCAACUCAAAAGGUUUCGUUUGCUUUGUUCUCCGACAACAGUGUAAAAGUCAAUGACUUGUAUAAAUGCUCACAUAAGAGAGCCCAGAAAAAAAAAAAAUCUGUGCUGUUACCUCAGCUUAAAGAUGUGAAAAGCACAAUGUUGUGCUGUGACAUGAACGUGAACGUGCGUCUGUUAUUGAUUGAUUAUUUGUAAAUGUGUCAGCAGUAUUUUUCCCCAAGUCAGUCAGGACUGAAGUGAAACUGCAAAAGCUAAUUGAAUGUGAUAUUGUUAACAAAAGGGAAUGUACGAUUGGAUAAUAAAUGUUCAUCUGUUAAUGUUUCAUCUCAUUCUGGUUUAUGAUUGAUGCCAUAGUUUUACAGCUUUUGUCGAGAUCAGGUUCUUUUUC